This is a messenger RNA of Sardina pilchardus (European sardine), 9685 nucleotides long. RefSeq names its product collagen alpha-3(VI) chain-like. The transcript is spliced from 44 exons. Lineage: Eukaryota; Metazoa; Chordata; Actinopteri; Clupeiformes; Clupeidae. Bases 269 to 8932 code for a protein of 2887 amino acids. The record is from RefSeq and is a predicted model, not a curated record. Gene Ontology annotation, molecular function: protein binding; serine-type endopeptidase inhibitor activity.
UAACAGGAGGGUGUCUCAGAAGUGCGCCUGUGUGUCCCUACUGUGUCCCACCGACUCCUGUGUCCUCCGCCCCGGCUAGCUAUCGGCCCCCCCAUCUCAUCUCAUCCGUGCUCCUUUGCCAGGACCACUGACUGAAGGGAAAUACCAGAAGGAUAAUGACCCAGCGGUUACAGUGUUGUUGGAGUGCAGAUUUCUAACCCAAGACUGUGGAAUACGUUGAUUCAAACUCAGGGUGCCUUAUCUGGUGCUACACUUUUUUUUAGCCACAAUGAGAAAGCGGCAGCUGCUGCCACCAUGCGCCCUCCUCUGGGUGCUGCUGGUGUGCUCUGGCCUGCUUCCCCAGACCUCUGCGCAGGCCGAAGAGUCAGCUGACCUAGUACUCUUAAUUGAUGGAUCAGAGAACGUUGGAGCCGCCAACUUCCCUCGUGUCCGCGAUAUCGCCCUGAAAGUGAUCGAAAAGCUAAACGUGGACAGGGAAGCCAUCCGAGUGGCCGUUGCACUGUAUGGCGCCGACCCCGAGAUUAAGUUCUAUCUCAAUAGCCAUGACAGCAAAGGGUCGGUGCAGACUGCCAUACAGGGGCUGGCAUUCCCAGGUGGCGAUGAGGCCAAUUUGGGCACUGCCUUGGAGGAGGUAGUUGAAAGCAUACUGGGUCCAGACUCGGGGGGCAGGGCAGACGAGGGCGUGCCCCAGAUCCUUGUUGUAAUCAGUGCAGGCCAGUCCAGCGAUGAUAUCAGUUUAGGGGAACAGGCCUUAAGGGAGUCCAAUGUCUAUACGUUUGGCGUGGCCAUUGGUGAGACGGCCAGAAGCACUAUGGAAGCAGUGGCGUCCGACUCAAGCUUUGUGGUAAAUGCUCCUGAUCUGACAGCUGUGGAUAGCAUGGCUGAACAACUGCUGCCCUAUAUUAAUGGUGUGGCUCAGCGGCAAAUUGUGUUACACACUCAAAUUACUCAAGCCAUCACUGUGGGGAAGAGGGACAUCAUUUUUCUGAUUGACAGCACAAUGGGUUCGACAUUUCUGAAUGGUGUGCGUGAGUUUAUCAAAAAGUUUGUUGACUCCAUGCCAAUAGGACCUGACCAAGUGCAAGUUGGUGUGGCACAGUUUACAACAACCCCCAGUUUAUUAUUUGACCUGAACACAUACAACACUAGAGAAUCAAUUGGGGAUGCGCUGGGCAGAAUUCGUCCCAAGAAUGUGCAAUCUGUAAACAUCGGUGCUGCGUUGGACUUCGUGAGGACCAACAUGCUGAGAUCAGAAAAGGGCAGUCGAAUCGAAGAAGGCGUUCCCCAGCUCAUGUUGUUGCUGACCAGCAAGAAGUCCAGCGACAGUGUUGAACAAGCAGCCACGGCCCUCCAGCGCUUGGGUGUUCUCACCUUGGCCGCCGGACAAAAAAACGCUGAAAAGGCAGAGCUUGAGAGGAUAGCUUUUGAACCGUCUCUGGUGUUCAUGUACAAGGAUUUCCGCGUGUUGCAACGCCAGCCAAAACAACUAGUGUCUCCCCUCUCCACAUUAUCAGGAGUUGUUAUCACAGAGUCACCAACAGAGCCAGUGGUUGAAAUAACAACAGUGCAGACCCAGAAGGUGGUUAGAGAUAUCAUCUUCCUGGUGGAUGGGUCAGACUACGUUGGUAAUGCAAACCUGCCCUUUAUCAAGGACUUCAUGAAUGGCAUCGUUAACCGCCUGGAUGUGAGACCAGAGCGGGCACGAAUUGGGCUGAUGCAGUAUUCUGGCACGCCAAGGACAGAAUUCUAUCUGAACAGCCACAACAACAAGCAAGAUGUUCUUGCUGCCAUUUCUCAGCUGCGCCCGACGGGAGGUCGUAGUGUGAAUACUGGCGCUGCUCUUGCUAGUGCCCUGGACAAUAAUUUCAAGCCACUUAGGAGACCGGGAGUCCAACAGGUGCUUGUUCUUAUCACCGGAGGUCCUUCUGAGGAUGAACAAACGGCAAAAAGAAUGGCUGACAAACUGGCAGUGGAAGGAAUUCUAACCUUUGCAGUGGGUGCAGGUCGAGCUGAUGGAACCUUCCUUACCAAUGUUGCCUUUGUCCCACAACUGGCCUACUAUGAGGACAGAUUCGAUUCCCUACCAGAUGUCGUUGAGCGGAUAUUUACACCACUGAUAACAGUGGUUGGAGACACAGAGGCUGUGGCACCACCCCCUCCACCCCCUGGAGGAGAGCGAGACGUGGCAUUCUUGAUUGAUGGCACUGACGCUGUCAGAGCAGAUUUUCCCUACAUCCGUGACUUCAUCAGGAAGGUCAUAGAGCCUCUUGACAUUGGAACCGACAAAGUUCGAAUUUCUGUGGUGCAGCACAGCGAAAGGCCCACACCAAGCUUUUACCUGAACACCUAUAACACCAAAGAUGAAGUAAUGACGGCUGUUAGUAACAUGAACCUGGCUGGAGGGCGAAGCCUGAACACUGGUGCAGCACUUAAGUUUAUGAAGGACACCAUCCUCUCAGCUUCGUAUGGCAGCCGAGCAGCCCAGAAUGUCCCACAGUUUUUGAUUGUGCUUACUGGUGGAAGAUCACGAGACAAUGUCAGGGACCCAGCUGGAGACCUGAAGACUACAGGAGUGGUGCCGUUUGGUGUUGGUGUGAAGGAUGCGGACCCCAAGCAGAUUGAAGCCAUCUCUCACAAUCCAUCCUUCGCUUUCAAAGUGAAGGAGUUUAGUGAGCUCGACACGGUCCAGGCGCAGCUCAACAAGAUUGUGAGUCUUCCCAAAGAAGAGCUGGUCGUUGCUCUGGAGCAGGCUGAAGCCAUGCGUCCUAAGAAGGAUGUUGUCUUCCUCAUCGAUGGCUCAGAUGGAGUUGGCCGGGAAUUUCCCAUCAUCGUGGAAUUUCUGCGGACAGUCGUGGAAAAGCUUAACGUUGGUGAAAACAAGAUCCGCAUUGGAGUGGUCCAGUAUGGAGACAAUCCCAACGCUGACAUCUACCUCAACGCCCACCCAGACAAGGAAGGAGUGUUGAAUGCAAUCAGGGGGCUGAGACAGCGUGGUGGCAGACAGCGCAACCUAGGAAGAGCAAUCGAUUUCGUCAGCCGUGAUGUUUUGACCAGGCGAUCCGGAGGCCGUCGAGAAGAAGGUGUUCCACAGUUUGUGAUUGUUGUGUCGGGAGGAAGGUCGUCAGAUGAUGUGCAGACCUCAGCCACAACCCUCAAGAGAUCAGGGGUCCUCACCCUUAGCGUUGGAACCAGAGAUGUUGACCCUGCAGAGCUUCAGGUCAUUUCCUACAUUCCAGCUUAUGCUCACCCUGUGGAUGACUUCCCUGGGCUCUACACUAUCCAAGACAGUCUGAUAACCACUCUAACCGAACUGUCAGAUGAAGAAAUAGCACGGAUGCGUCCUGUUUUCCCUGACUUCCAAGGUCCUGUGAUACCAACAACGCCAGGAGAUAAGAGAGAUGUCGUUUUCCUUGUUGAUGGAACAAAUACUGUCCCUAACAUUCGUGACAUGAUUUUGAGGAUCGUGGACAAGUUGGAUGUAGGAAUGGACACUGUACGCGUGUCUGUUGUGCAAUACAGCGACGACGUCAGGCAGGAGUUCCUUCUGAAUGAGCAUUCUUCCAAAGGAGAAGUUAAAGAAGCUGUGCGGCGAAUGCGAAACAAGGGUGGGAACCAACUCAAUACAGGAUUUGCUCUUGACUGGGUUUCGAAAAACAUCUAUCAAAGAUCAGCCGGCAGUCGUAUUGAAGAGGGUGUUCCCCAGUUCCUGGUUCUAGUUACAGGCAGCAAGUCCGCUGAUGAUGUGUCUGGUCCUGCUUACCAGCUGAAACGCAACAUGGUGGCACCAGUGGCUGUCGGAGGCAAGAAUGCGGAUGCCGACGAGUUGAAACUCAUCUCUUUGACGCCAGAGCUCACAUACACAGUGCGUGACUUCAGACAGUUGCCUACAGUGGAGCAGCAGCUCAUUUCCUCAGUAAAGACCAUGACGGCUAAGGACAUCACAGAUGUGACAACUACCUUGGUAUCACCCCCUGUUAUCACCACCACCACAAAAACGUUUGAUCUUGGAAGAAAGGAUAUAAUUUUCCUCGUUGACGGCUCCGACAGUUCUGGCGGAGGUGGACUUGCCCAUAUACGUGACUUCAUUUUGAAAGUCAUCCAGCAGCUGGAUCUCCAUCCUGAUCGAGUGCGGAUUGCAUUAGUUCAGUAUGCGGACAGGCCCAAAACCGAAUUCUCCCUGAACACCCAUUCGAACAAGGAGUCUAUUGUCUCAGCUGUCAGGAAGCUUCGUCAAAUGGGCGGUCGAGCAGGCGACUUGGCUUCAGCUAUCGACUAUGUCAUGAGGAAUGAACUGCAUGCUGGUGCAGGGGUUCGGCCUGCUGUUGCCUCUCAGCACCUCGUAGUACUGACCGGGGGAAGGUCCAUCUCAGAUGUGUCCAGCAAAGGUGCCAUCCUGAAAGGCGCAAGGGUGAACUGCAUCGGUGUUGGUGCCGGUGCAGCUGAUUCAAGACAGCUCACCCAGAUUGCCACUAGCCCUCAAGAUGUCCUUCAAGUACAAGCCUUCCCCAAUCUUGUCAAUAUUGAGCAGCAGCUCAUCGCUAGAUUGCAAGGGGGCGUUAUCGAAGAACCACCAACAAUUGAGGAGCCUACUACAUCAGGAAUCAUGCCCAGGGCAGCUGACAUUGUGUUCUUGGUGGAUGGAUCCAUCAACCUGGGCAGGGACAACUUCAAAGAGGUCAUGGAAUUCCUUGUGAACCUUAUUGAUGCCUUCUACAAUGAUCAAGACAGCUUACAGAUUGGUCUGGCCCACUAUGCUGCUGACGUGACGGACGUCUUCCACCUGAAUACCUAUCAAAACAAGGAUGACAUAAUCAACGCAAUUAACCAGGCGGAGUACAAGGGUGGCAACCGCAUUAACACAGGAGCUGCCAUCCGACAUGUGCAACAGAACCAUUUCGUGAAGGAAAAAGGCAGUCGGAAGGACAUGGGCGUCCCACAGAUUUUGAUGCUCGUGACAGGAGGCAAGUCAGCAGAUGAUGGGAAGUCAGCAGCCCUGGGAAUAAAGGCCACUGGAGUUCGUGUCUAUGCCAUUGGCGUGGGUGACAUUCAGGCUGAGCUUGCCAGCUUAGCGAGCGAGUCUGCCACUGUAGCAAGGGCCAGCAUCUACCAGGAGCUCUCCGAGCUGAACGAGCAGAUCCUGGUGACCUUGGACGAUGACCUGAAGGGCAUUAAACUGUGCACUGGGGUGCAAGAAUCCACAAGAAGUUGCAGCCUUGACGUCCUGCUGGGAUUCGAUGUGUCUUCGCAGAACAUAUUUGCGUCCCAGAGAAGCCUAGAGACAAAGAUGGCUGCCAUCCUUCAGCGAAUCAUGAAACUUCAAGCCAUCAGCUGCACAUCCGGCCAGGCUCCAAGCAUACGAGUGGGUAUGAUGGCGUUGGACUCCGCCUCUGAGCCUAUGCAUCUGGAAUUUACAGACAACUACACAGAGCUUUUGGAAGCCUUCAAGAACCUACGCAGCCGUGGGCCAUUUGUCCUCAACGCGAAGACCAUUGACGCCUACACUGCCAGAUUCAAAGCUCAGCCUAGUGAAUCCGUGAAGGUUGUGAUUCACCUGACAGAUGGUCUGGAUGGACAGUAUAGACAGAUGAAGGCACGAGCUGAGAACAUGAGGCUUUCUGGUGUGGACGGUUUCAUCUUGGUGGGCUUGGAGAGGGUGCCACAGUUUGAAGAGGCAGCACUUUUAGAAUUCGGUCGUGGGUUCAGGUAUACCCGCCCGCUGCGUGUUAACCUGAUGGAUCUGGACUAUGAGAUCACGGAGGAGUUGGACAACAUUGCUGAAAGAGAAUGCUGCUCAGUGCCCUGUAAGUGCACUGGUCAAAGGGGAGACCGAGGUGCUGUUGGACAAUCAGGACUGAAGGGUGAACCAGGAGCUCAGGGAUACAGAGGACACCCAGGAGACGAAGGUGGUCCGGGUGAGAGGGGUCCCCCAGGUGUCAAUGGAACCCAGGGUUUCCAAGGCUGUCCUGGACCAAGAGGUGUCAAGGGAUCUCGAGGGUACUCAGGAGAGAAGGGAGAGCUGGGAGACAUUGGCUUGGAUGGAAUCAACGGGGAAGAGGGCACAAGUGGAGUGGCUGGCCCACCAGGAGAACGUGGUAACCCAGGGAGACGGGGAGCUAAAGGUGCAAAGGGACAGGCCGGAGACAGUGGAGAAACUGGCAUCGCAGGAGAUCCUGGAGCUACAGGGAAGGACAAUACUCAGCGAGGACCAAAGGGAGACCUAGGUGAUGGUGGCGCUGCCGGAGAGGCAGGAGAGGACGGCAGAGCGGGAACCCCAGGAGAACCAGGAAGGAGGGGCUCAGAUGGAAGAAGAGGUGCACCUGGACAACCUGGUGCUGCUGGACAGCCUGGUGCUGAUGGCCUUGCAGGAGAGCCUGGGAUUGCAGGAUCAAGAGGAUCUCUCGGACCAGUCGGAACUCCAGGGCCAAGGGGCGAGCUUGGAAACCCUGGACCAAGGGGACCUGGAGGACCUCCCGGCACAGCCGGAGAGAAAGGCCGAAGAGGAUCCGUGGGCCGCAAGGGUGAGCCAGGAGAGCCUGGACCUAAGGGGGUCGUUGGACCCUUGGGCCCACGAGGAGAGCCUGGUGAGGAUGGUCGUGAUGGCUUCGGAGAUGCUGGACCUGACGGAAGAAAGGGUGAUGAAGGCUUCCCCGGGUACCCCGGACUAAAGGGAGCUGCUGGUGAGCCAGGGACUAAGGGAGGACCAGGACCCAGAGGAAACCGUGGCCAGCGCGGUGUUUCAGGUGACCCCGGUGGACCUGGUCAGAAGGGAGACAUCGGCUACCCAGGACCUUACGGCCAGAAAGGACCUCGAGGACAGAGUGUGGUGCAAUGCGACCUUGUCAAGAAGAUUCGGGACAACUGUCCUUGUUGCUAUGGUGCCCAGGAGUGCCCCCUGUACCCCACCGAGCUGGCCUUCGCGCUGGACUCCUCCCAGGGUGUGCAGAGGCCCGUCUUCAACAACAUGCGCGACACCGUCAGCCGCGUGCUGAACAACAUCACCAUCGCCCAGGGCAACUGUCCCCGCGGCGCCCGCGUGGCCCUGACCCUCUACAACAACGAGGUGACCACCGAGGUGCGCUUCGCCGACGCCAUGAAGAAGAAGGCCCUGCUGGAGGCCGUGGAGGGCCUGCAGCUGCAGACCUCGCGCAAGGAGCGCAGCCUGGAGACCGCCAUGAACUUCCUGGCCCAGAACACCUUCAAGCGCGUGCGCAGCGGCUUCCUGGUGCGCAAGGUGGCCGUCUUCUUCGUGGGCGGCGGCGUCAAGAUCUCGCCGGCCUUCAGCGCCGCCGCGCUCCGGCUGUACGACGCCGGCAUCGCCUCGGUCUUCCUCCUGAGCACCGACAACCGGCAGCUCGCCAGAGCCGUGCAGGUCAACAACACAGCCCUGGCUCAGGUGAUAGUCCUGCCCUCUCCUGGCUCUGCCGAAUACGAAUCAGUCAUCAGCAAGAUCAUGAGUUGCCACGUUUGCUAUGAUUUCUGCGCUCCAGAUGGUGUGUGCGACUAUGCCCCACCCCGCAGCGCCCGGGACAAGCGGUCCUUCAAGUCCGACCUGGACAUCGACAUGGCCUUCGUGCUGGACAGCUCCGAGACCACGUGGCCGUCCGUCUUCGACGAGUCCAAGCACUACGUGGCCCACAUGGUGGAGCAGCUGGAGAUCUCCCGCGAGCCGGUCACCUCCGUCCACCACGCCCGCGUGGCCCUGGUCCAGCACAGCCCCUACGAGUUCGUCCGCAACAGCAGCGGCCCCGCCGUGCACGUCUCCUUCGGCCUGACCGAGCACGCGUCGGCCGCCGCCAUCCGCGGCUUCCUGCUGGAGAAGACGCCGCAGCUGGAGGGCGGGCGCGACCUGGCCGGAGCGCUGGAGUCCACCGCGGAGCUGGUGUUCGAGUCCGUGCCGCACCCGCGCCGCCUCCGCGUCAUGGUGCUCAUGGUGACCGGCGGCGUGGAGGCGCUCGAGGAGCGGCUGGUGCGCGCCGCCACCGACGCCAAGUGCAAGGGCUACUUCCUGGUGGUGCUGGGCAUCGGCGAGCGGCUGACCGCCGGGGACGCCCGCGUCCUGAGCCGCGUGGCCAGCGAGCCGUCCGACGUCUUCUUCAAGCGCGUGGACAAGGACGCCGGCUUCUACGACGACUACAUUCAGAACUUCGGCCGCCUGCUGCCCAAAUAUCUAAGCCUUGACAAUGCCUUCUACAUGUCACCCGAAGUCGCCAAAAACUGCAAGUGGUCGCAGAGUGAUCAGCCUCACAAAACCCCAGAGAGAGCGACCAACAUGCACGAGAAGCAUCCUGUUCAGCAUCAGGAACAGACGGCAGACCAUGAGAAACACCCGAAAGACGUCCAUCUCGGCGAGCUGCACGCGGCCGACGUCACCUCCCACAGCCUGAGCCUGCGCUGGGCCGCCUCCGGCCAGCCCGGCCACGCCCACUACGAGGUCAUCGCGGUGCGUCUGCACGACCACACGCCCGUGCUGCGCAAGAACGUCACCCAGGCCCACGUCACCCUCCAGCACCUGGAGCCCACGCAGUCCUACCACGUGGCCGUCACCGCCCGCUCCGCCAAGGGAGAGGUCUUAGGAAUGCACAAGGGCAUCUUCACCACCAAAGGGGUAGAGCCAAAAAUUACAACAGGGGUUCAUCUAACGGCCCCUUUAAGUAAGCCAGAAGUUGAGCCUGAGAAAGACACAGUCUCAUCAAAAUCCAAGAUAAGCCCUGUUCCUGUGGACAUCUGCAAGCUGCCCAAAGAGGAGGGCACCUGUGUGAAGUUUGUGCUGAAGUGGUACUACGACACCCUCAGCAAGAGCUGCAGCCGCUUCUGGUACGGAGGCUGCGCUGGUAACGCCAACCGCUUCGAGACCAAAGACGAGUGUGAGAGGACGUGUGGGAAAGCAGCACCAGCUAGUCAGAGAGUGGCAGUCGCGGCCGUAAGAACUUAGGGGACCACUCAGCUCUUAACCUCAAACCGACAGCAGGAGGAGAAAGACACGACACCAAGACGCUGUGCCAACGUGAAGGUGCCUGCACUGGAUUCUGCCAAAGGAUAAAAUCCAAAGAAAUCUUGAAGUAUUUUUUUUUUUUAAGUUUUAUUAUGGUGUUUAGUUUUUAUUGUUUUUCAAUGCCAUCUUGUAAUGUUCCAGGACAAGAACAACAAAGCUUUUUUUUUAUUUUUUAAAAAUGAUUGUUUCAUUUGUAAGGUCGUUAAUUUUGAAGAAUAAAAAAAGAUAUUCACCUUAUAUGAAUGUCUUGGUCUAAGAGUAACAGGAAAUUUUGCACAGUUCUUAAGAUGUCACAGCUCUGUAUUCACUCUGCAAGCCAUCUUGCCCACAUCAGUGUCUGUUGUGAGUGAGAUGUCAAACACAAAUGAUCCCCUUAAGGACAGUAUUCUCCUAGCUAGCAAAAUAGUCACGACCACUUUCAUCAUCACAGCUGUAUCUCUUAUCUGUUGUUGUUUUUGCAUAUCAAAGCUACAGUAUCACCUCUUGUUGACAAACAGAGUUGUUUUUGUAUAACCAAAAAAAAAGCACCUCUCGAGCCAGUGGCUCGAACAUAAAAGUCAGGUCUCAAAUUAUGAAAUGUAUGAAAUGCCCCUUCCGCUGUUUUUGUUUUUGGUGCUAGUUUCCAUGUCACUGUGCAUUUUCUUGGGGAAAAGGGGAAUAAAGAAAUAAAUUAGACUUUAUACAAAACCAAAA